CUAGUAAUCAUACAAGGCCAGCUCCCUUUUACUUCAUCAACCCCAUACUAAACAAGUUCUAUCUUUUAGUGUAUAGCACUACAUUGUAUUCAUUAUUCAUCUUGAAAAAAAACAUUUUGUAGCAGACGACAUACAUGUUGUCAUGUAUAUGUUUGUUUUACGUGUGUUUUUUCAAUGUAUAUGUUUUCAACUGACUCUGAAGCUCCUGGUUUGUUGUCGUUAGGUCGUGUUGGAAUCAAGAAGCUCAACCUUAACAAGCCUCCAGACGUUUAUAAUCAAAUACGAGCAAUGGAUAAAGAUUAUUCGGCACCGAACUUCUUAAGUGAAUACUUAUGCGGUAACUAUGAUAACAACUCUAGUAUGAUAGACCACAUGUUAAACAGAAACCUUCAGCAACGAAAGCAAUCCAUGCCGCAGCAGCAACAGCUGUCUCCUUCUGGAUUUGGAGCAACGUCAACUUCUGAUAAAAUGAGCUUUGCAGACGUGAUGCAGUUUGCGGACUUUUGUCCGAUGCUGCCGUUAAACCAGACCAGAAGCCAAAACGAUCAAGAAACCUGGAUGGACCCGUUUUAUAUCUUAAAGUUCCCAGUCUUCAACGGGGACCAUAACCAAGCACAUCAUCUCAUGUCUCAAGAAGGAGGUGGGUGUGAAGGAAACAUAGGCAACGUGUUUCUUGAAGAAAAGGAUAAUCAAGAUAAGAACGAUAACAACUCCAUGCAAAUCCGUUUUAUUGGAGGAGAAGAAUGUAGAGAGAACAAAAACGAUACGAAAAAGGAGGUGAAGAGCAAGAGGAAGAGAGCUAGAACAAGCAAGACCAGCGAGGAAGUGGAAAACCAAAGAAUGGCUCACAUCGCGGUCGAGAGGAACCGUAGGAAGCAAAUGAACGAGCAUCUCCGUGUCCUCAGGUCUCUCAUGCCUGGAUCCUACGUUCAAAGGGGAGAUCAAGCGUCGACCAUAGGAGGAGUAAUAGAAUUUUUAAGUGAGCUGGAGCAACUCCUACAAUGUUUGGAAUCACAGAAGCGUCGAAGAAUCUUGGGAGAAACCAGUGACAUGCAUGGUGGGGACAUGACCACGACAAUGAUUAUGUAACGACCCAAUUCCGGCUACAGAGUUUGUUAGCACGCCAACGUCGAUGCACACACCCACAGUGACUGAGUCACCACCAGAGCUCGCCGGAGUCGCCUCACGCAGUGAUCACGUCCAGCUUGUCACCACCGAUCGCAACCCUAGACCAUCAUCGUGUUCCUCUCGACGAGACGAAUCCAUAGCCACCGAAAUCGUCGAAAUCGGAGCUCAGACGAAGCCGUACGAGCCUCCAGAAGAUCAGCCUUCGCGCGCGCGUGAAACAGACGCUCCGCCGUCUCUUCGCCGGAGCCGCCGCGCCCGGCCGCCGUCAGUUCGCCGCCGGGAAUCCGCCGCCGCGUCACCACCGCACCGCCGCCGCCGCCGGUGACUUUUCCGAUUUGGAGUCUAUUUGAGCAUCUGGAGUUCAUAGAUACCACUUCUCUACAUUUUCUAAGAUGCCGCCGAGGAGAGCUACUCGUGCCCAGAUUGCCAGAGAUGCUAGAGAGGCUCAGGAUGAGCAUGUUCAGCCCGCGGUUCCUCAGGUUGACCAGGAGGCUAUGAGACAGAUUGUUCAGGAUGCUGCUAGACAGGCUGCUCAGGAGGCAGUCCAGCAGAUUGCUCAGGAGACAGCCAGGCAAGCCGCUCAAGAGGCUGCCCGAGUAGCUGCACAAGAGGUUGCUCGUCAGUUGGCUGCAGCUCAGCAAGGUCCUCAGGUUCAGAUGCAGCAGGGUCCGCAGAUUCAGGUUCAGCAGGCUCCACCAGUUCAGGUUCAGCAGGCUCCACCAGUUCAGGCUCAGCAGGAUGAUCAGAUUCCCGAUCAGCAGGCUCCUCUUCCUCAGAUCCCAGUGCAGCGUGUUCCAGCUCAGCAGUUUGCUCAGGGUGUUCAGGAUCUACCGCCACCACCACCGCGACCCCAGGUUCGCCAGGCUUAUGAUGAGACAUUCUACAGAUUGACGCGCCAUAUGAGAGACAUGGAUAUGGAGCAUUUUAGCGGGACAAUAGAUCCCAUAGCAGCGCACGAUUGGAAGUUAGCGCUUAAGCGGAAGUUGGAGAUUAUUGAGUGUCCACCGGAGUUGUCUCUCAGAUUGACUAUGCAGUACUUGCGUGGAGAUGCUCUUGUUUGGUGGGAAGGAAUUCGAUUGGAUCAUGAUGGACUCGAGAGACUUACUUUUGAAGAUUUCAUCCGGGAGUUUGAUAGGAAGUACUUUCCGGAAGAGGCUAUGGAUAAGCAGAAGAGUGAUUUUGAUCAUAUAAGCCAGGGGGAGAUGUCAGUAAGAGAAUAUGAGCGGAGGUUUAACCAACUUCGCAGAUUUGCUGGAGGUGGUAUUACAGAAAAAGAUUUGAUCAGGAGGUUUUUAAAGGGGAUGCGAGUGGAUAUUCGCAACAGAUGUCGUGUUGUUACUUACCAGAGAUUGGGAGAUUUGGUGGAGAAAGCCGCUGAGCAGGAAGAAGGUUUAGCAGAAGAGAAGAAGCUUACUAGAGCUGCUCAGAUUAAGUUUGGGAAAGCUCCGGAGUCCCAGAGGAGAGCAGGAGACCACUCGGGAUCACCGAGAUGUCCUCGUUGCCACCGCAGUCAUAGUGGGCAGUGUGUGAGGUGCCUUGUUUGCGGUAAGCCAGGACACAUUGCGAGGUAUUGUCGGGUUAAGCCAUUGGAUGCGCCACCAGUCGGGCAGAUUACCGCGCCAACAGCACCAGUAGCGGCAAACCAGUUUUGUUAUGGCUGUAACCAGUCGGGUCAUUUCGUCAGAGAUUGUCCCAGGAGGGGCAAUGCAGCGCUUCCACCACCACCAAAGCGCCUAGCCAUCGCCCCACGUGUGUUUACGGUUGGAGAUGCCCAGGGAGCCGAGCCGAUAGCGGGUACGCUUCUUAUUCAGACUUGUUGUGUUUUCAGUACUUUGGUUUUGUGGUUAUCAUUUGUAGUUAGUAAAAAUCUCGUGUAGGAUUGGUUUCGGUUGGAGGUGAGCCAGCUCACACCUUAUUCGAUUCGGGAGCUUCUCACAGUUUUGUGAGCCCGCGUUUGGUCAAGUCGUGGUCUU
Messenger RNA from Raphanus sativus (radish), 3101 nucleotides. RefSeq lists its product as uncharacterized. Gene Ontology annotation, molecular function: nucleic acid binding; zinc ion binding. NCBI's taxonomy places the organism in Eukaryota, Viridiplantae, Streptophyta, Magnoliopsida, Brassicales, Brassicaceae. The coding region runs from base 1521 to 3005 and encodes 494 amino acids. The transcript is spliced from 7 exons. The record is from RefSeq and is a predicted model, not a curated record.